GCCGGCCGGCCCCAGCACAUGUUGACAAUCCGAGAGCUCAAAGUGUGUCUUCUCGGGGACACGGGGGUUGGGAAGUCAAGCAUCGCGCGUCGAUUUGCCGAGGAUAACUUUGAGCAUAACGUCCAUCCCACCAUUGGGGCAUCUUUUAUGACCAAAACUGUGCCUUAUGGAAACGAGCUUCACAAGUUCCUCAUCUGGGACACCGCGGGUCAGGAGCGGUUUCAUUCCCUGGCUCCCUUGUACUAUCGAGGAUCCGCCGCGGCUGUCAUAGUGUACGAUAUUACCAAACAGGAUUCAUUUCAUACCUUGAAGAAAUGGGUUAAAGAACUGAAAGAACACGGCCCAGAAAACAUUAUAAUGGCUAUUGCUGGGAACAAAUGUGACCUCUCGGAUAUUAGGCAGGUGCCUCUGAAGGAUGCUGAGGAAUAUGCGGAAUCCAUUGGUGCCAUAGUGGUUGAAACGAGUGCUAAGGAUGCUGUUAAUAUCAAGGAGCUCUUUCAAGGAAUCAGCCGCCAGAUCCCACCCUUGGACGCCAAUGAGAAUGAAAGGAAUGAAGUGAUCAGGCUUGGGAGCCAGCACGCACCAAGAUGCCAGCAUCAGCGGCGGUGCUGUUGA
Molecule: messenger RNA, 615 nt
Organism: Perognathus longimembris pacificus (Pacific pocket mouse)
Lineage: Eukaryota; Metazoa; Chordata; Mammalia; Rodentia; Heteromyidae
Product: ras-related protein Rab-31-like
Exons: 1
Coding region: 19-615 (198 amino acids)
Molecular function (GO): GTPase activity; GTP binding
Source: RefSeq, a predicted model, not a curated record